CUGGAGAUCUUCCCCAACGGCACGGUGCAGGGCACCCGGCAGGACCACAGCCGCUUCGGGAUUUUGGAGUUUAUUAGCCUGGCAGUGGGGCUGGUGAGCAUCCGUGGGGUGGACUCAGGACUCUACCUCGGCAUGAACGAGAGAGGGGAGCUGUAUGGGUCGAAGAAGCUGACCCGGGAGUGCGUCUUCCGCGAGCAGUUUGAGGAGAACUGGUACAACACCUACGCCUCCACCCUCUACAAGCACCCCGACUCUGAGAGGCACUACUACGUGGCUCUGAACAAGGACGGCUCCCCCCGCGAGGGGUACAGGACUAAGAGACACCAGAAGUUCACUCAUUUCUUACCCAGGCCUGUGGACCCUGCUAAAAUACCUGCCAUGUACAGAGACCUCUUCCACUACAGGUGA
This is a messenger RNA of Merops nubicus (carmine bee-eater), 408 nucleotides long. RefSeq names its product fibroblast growth factor 16 (gene FGF16). The annotation marks the transcript as partial. The transcript has 3 exons. The record is from RefSeq and is a predicted model, not a curated record. Lineage: Eukaryota; Metazoa; Chordata; Aves; Coraciiformes; Meropidae. Gene Ontology annotation, cellular component: cytoplasm. Gene Ontology annotation, molecular function: growth factor activity; fibroblast growth factor receptor binding. Gene Ontology annotation, biological process: positive regulation of gene expression; animal organ morphogenesis; positive regulation of cell population proliferation.